This is a messenger RNA of Linum tenue, 3770 nucleotides long. The record is from the annotation of a GenBank genome assembly. Lineage: Eukaryota; Viridiplantae; Streptophyta; Magnoliopsida; Malpighiales; Linaceae.
AAAAAAAAAAAAAAAAAACAAGCGAACCCAAAAGACAGUGAAAAAACAACAACAUGCGCAGUGAGAUGAAUGAUGCGGCAAACGCAAAUCCAAACCUAAACCCCUCGUAAGCGGAAGGCCACCUCCGCACUCCUUUUCCUCUUCCUGCGAUCCUAAUCUCGCAGUCGCCUCCCCGCCCGCAAUCCAUUCUCUCCCUUAUGCGCACUGUCUCCCCGCAAAGCUAAAUAUCUGACUGCUCUUUUUCUUCUUCAGGUGAGUUUCAAUUACUGAUUAUCAUCGGUGUUAUGGGUCAGCCUUUUCUAGGCCUGUUAAUGCGCGAUGUGUUCGUCUUGCUCUGCUUCUGGGAUUGCUGUCAAGCAUCUUCUGAUCGAGAUUAUCGUCUGGGUUCAUCUCUCAACCAUCGAAUGUGUAGGGGACUAUGGGGAAAAAGGUCAAGAAAAAGAGCCGUGCGCCUCAGAAGGAGAAGAGGGUUGCUGGUCACUCUCUGAGUAAGGUACCUCAGCAAAGCAGUCUCAGCAUAAGUGAUGGCAAUGUUGCUGGUGAUGGCGUAGUAGUAGUUCGUAAAGAGCGAAAUCCGUGUGCACAUUUGGACAAGGGGUUUGAUCUGACCAAGUUCUCUGAUAAAAUUAGUGGUUCAGAUUCUAUAAGCUGUGAGGAUUGUCGGGAGGCUGUUGCUGAUAGAAGGGGCGGUAAGGGAAAGGGUAAGCAUGGGAAGAAGAAAGGAGCUGAUUCCAAGUCUGAUUCAAAGGCCAUUUGGGUCUGCUUAAACUGUGGCCAUUAUGGAUGUGGAGGGGUUGGUUUGCCAACAAUCGCCCAAAGCCAUGCUGUUCGGCAUGCUAGACAGGCUGGUCACCCCUUGGUUAUCCAGUGGGAGAACUCUCAUCUUAGGUGGUGCUUCCAGUGCGACAGUUUUAUUCCAGUUGAUAAAACAGAAGAUAGUGGUGAAAGUAAGGAUAUAUUUUCAGAUGCUGUAAAAGUAAUCAAGGCCCAUGUGUCCCAUCCGCCAACACUGCGGCAUGGUGAGGAUAUCUGGUUAGGAAGUGGCAGCAUCUUAAGUGAAGUAAAAGCUGAAGGCACCAUCUCCAAAACUUCAGAAGGUAAUGGUGGUUAUACUGUGAGGGGCUUGGUUAACCUGGGAAACACUUGCUUUUUCAAUUCAAUAAUGCAGAAUCUUCUAGCUAUGAAUAGGUUGAGGAGUUAUUUUAUCAGCGCAGAUUCUUCUUUUGGCCCUCUUUCUACUGCUUUGAGGAAGCUUUAUGAUGAAACUAGACAAGUGACAGGUGCGAGGAAUGUGAUUAAUCCGAGAUCCUUUUUUGGGUCUCUCUGUUGUAAGGCCCCUCAAUUCAGGGGAUAUCAACAGCAUGACAGUCAUGAAUUGUUGCGCUGCUUACUUGAUGGAUGGUCCACUGAAGAGUUGGCUGGAAGGAGACAAAUUAAUGCUUCUGAUCCAACUGGUGUUGCUCCAACAAAUAUUCCUACAUUUGUGGAUGCCACAUUUGGGGGACAGAUCUCUAGUACUGUAUGUUGCAUUGAGUGUGGACAUUCCUCCACCAUUUAUGAGCCAUAUUUAGACCUCUCGCUUCCAGUUCCGACUAAGAAGCCUCCAACUAAAAAGUUCCAGGCUGUCUCUCGAGCAAAAAAGACCAAGCUACCACCAAAGCGAGUUGGAAAAGCUAGGCAGAAAGUGAGCAAAGAUACAGCAGAUACAGUGCAGGGUGUAAGUGCUGCAACCUCUUCCACAAGCAUUGUAUUGGGGUGCCAACCACUAUUGAUAACAUCUAAUACAGAUAAUGUAGUGUCUUCCUCGGGUGAUACUACAGUGUCUGACUCAGCUGGUCAAACUUCUGACUGCUGUGAAACAGGCUUAGUCGCAGGAAAUUUUCUUGAGGUUCCGGUUUCUGUGGACAAGGAAGUUGUUGGAGCUGAGCUGGAAGGAUCAGCAGCUUCUGCUGAACCUUAUUCAUGGAUGGAUUUUAUAUCUUCCGAAACAUCAAACGAGAAUGACUUGAUCUCACAAGUCAAUGAGUUAUCAAUCAUUGAAGUUUCAGCAGAUAAAGAUGUGGUUUCGAAUGGGAAGGAGGAGACUCCUCCAUUUGAUUUGGUUCACCAAACACCACCAUAUUCAGAGCCAAAAUCUGUCUCUAUAGAUCCUUGGGAAGAGGAAGUACCAUUGCAGGUACAGAGCUCUGAAGUUCUGUUGCUUCCUUACUAUGAAGAGGGUGCCAUAGGUGGGGAGGAUACUAUUUCUGGAGAAGCUGGGGCUUCAUCUUCUUCAAUUGUGGGAUCUGGACAGGAUGAAGCAGCCUUUGAUGGUUUUGGUGAUUUAUUCAAUGAGCCAGAGGUUUUUAUUGGCCCAGUAGCAGGGCCUGUUCAUUUAAGCAAUGGAGUAGCGGGAGAAACUUGUCCUACUGCAGUUGGAAUUAGCAGUGAAUCGGAUCCUGAUGAAGUUGAUGAUUCUGAUUCUCCUGUAUCCGUGGAAAGUUGCCUGACCCAGUUUAUAAAGGCAGAGGUUCUCUGCAAUGAUAAUGCUUGGGAAUGUGAGAACUGUUCCGAAACUUUACACCUCCAGAACCUGGAGGCAAAGAAGAAACUGGGCAGAACUGUGUCAGGAGGAGAUCUAAAUGGAGGUGAUAGUCGGCGCUUAAAUUCAGACAUCUCAUGUUCUUCUGGAAGUGGAAUUGUGAAUGGAGAAGCCAUUGCUGCUGAUACACUUGUCAAUCCCAAAGUUGAAAACUUGGUUUCUAAUGGCGGAGAGAUCGAAUGCCUAAAUGAAAAUGUCAUGGCAGUUGCUGAAAACGGUGAAGUGGAUAUGCAGAAAUUGUUAGUUUCACCAAUUGCUGAACAAAGAUGUGACACGGCAGCUGCUCCUCGCUCAGUGCUACCACCUUCUCCUGGCGGUGGAGAAGAACCAGCGAACGAAGAAGGUGCAAAUGGUAAUUCAUCUGUUAACACUUUCGGUAUUGAUGAGUCUGUUUCUACCAGUGCUGAAUAUGCUGCUGGUUCUGCUGGCAAUGAAGAGAACGGAUUGAAGUUGCCUAGAAAAGUUGAGUCAGAGGAUAGUGAAGGCAAAGAACAGAAAACCAUAAAGAAAGCGAUUGUGAAGAGGGAUGCAACUAAAAGGGUCCUUAUUGACAAAGUACCACCUAUUUUAACUAUUCAUUUGAAGAGGUUUAGCCAAGACAUUCGUGGUCGUCUGAGUAAAUUAAGUGGGCAUGUCAGUUUCAGAGAUACACUUGAUCUUAGACCUUACUUGAAUCCCAGGUGUGAGAAAGAAGAUGAAGAGAAAACAAGUAGUGUCUACAGAUUGACAGGCGUGGUUGAGCAUAUGGGGACGAUGAGAGGAGGUCAUUACGUCGCAUACGUAAGAGGAAGGGAGAGGAGCAAGAAACAAGUAGGAGGAGACGAGAAUGGUGGUGGUGGUGGGGAUGGUGAUUGGGUAUGGUAUUAUGCAAGCGAUGGCCAUGUGAAGGAGGUUUCGCUGGACGAAGUUCUUCGCUGUGAAGCAUACAUCUUGUUCUACGAGAGGGUUUGAGAAUUUAAUUCAUUUUUUUUUUUACCUUACAUACACACUUUUUUGAAAUGUUGCCGGGGUACCGGCUCGAGAGCCAGGACUCGUACAGACAGUCACCCCCAAGGCCAGAUUGCAUUGUAUUCUGUUCGAUAUGAUAUGAUCCAAACGUUGCCCUGAGCAAUCUGUUGUACACCCCCAAGUUGAAAUUGUUGGUAAUGGUAGGGCGAACAGAAUACAAGUAACCAAGAUUGCAUUAUAU